GCCCUCGGCACAGAGCCAUUGGCAAGCAGAAAGUCUGCGAGUGCGGAGCUUCACUCGUAAGUACUGUACGACCGGGACGGAUCAAGCCGCUUCUACGUAGGAUACGCAAUCGUCUUUGGGAAGGAGGAGAGAGAGAGAGAGAGAGAGAGAGAGAGAGAGAGACUUCGAGCUUGAUAUCAGCGCUUUGUGCCAAGAUGUUGUCAGACUGGCUGUGGCUCCUGGCGUUCGGCGCGAUGCUCGUGGCCGUUCAGUCCUUGCCCGCCGGACUCUCGACUUCCAGCGGCAGUAGCAGCAGUGCCGACGAGACCAAGAAGACCGAGCAGACCAUGAGGCCUAAAGGAACGCUUAGCAACUCGGGCCUGGACGACGUGAGCUCAGCCCUUAGCGACGUCGAGCAGCAACAGCAGCAGCAACAGGCGGCCAUAAUGGCCAACAGUAACAAUCAUCCCAAGGCUCUGCCCAGUGGAUACAUGAUGGAUCAGCCGGUUAUGCCGCAGCACGAGAAGAGCUACGAAUACGGCAAGGUCCUCGUUAAUGAAAUCGGGGACGUCAUGCCGCGCGGCGCGUGGGAGUUGGUGCCGCCAUACGGACGCUACUAUGGCCUUAGCGCGGAGGAUCGUCGCAAACGCAGCGAGGAAUCGUCCAGCAGCAGCAGCACCGCUUCACCAGCAGCAGCUUUGGUAUCUUCCCAGCAGCAAACCGCCUCCGUGUCGUCGGCUACUCAGCCAAAGAGGAGCAUUCCAUCUUACUAUCAGGAGCCUCGCUACAAGCGCGAAUUGGAUCUCGAUCCCGAGGACUUGAUCACUUUCCUCACUCUCUACGACAACGAGCGCAGGAAUCGUCAAAACUGGAGGAACUACGGUAACGAGGAGUACGAGGGGGCGGAUGACGACUCCAACAUGAUUGGUCUCGACGACGAGGACCCGAGAGGUAGCUCGUGGCUGGACAGCCAGCAAUACGGCCAGCCCCAACAGGCCCAGCAGCAUCACUACCUCAGCGGCGAGCCCCUGCUCAGCUCGGAAUUAGCCGCGUUGGCUCGAAACAGACCGUCAGCUUCGUCGGGAUACUAUGACCAGUAUCUUGGCCAACAGUACGGCACUGCGGGACAGCAGUACGAGACCGCGCCUCAGGUCCAGUAUGGAACACCCCAGUAUGGACUGCCGUAUCUCCAGCAGCACGCUUCGUACUACUCACCCGAGAAGAGGUUCAUGGUCGCCAGGAAGCGAUCGCAGAACUACGAUUCAUACGGCGGUCGAAGUGGUCUCCUCCUCAACUCCAGAGGCUACCCAAGCUACCAGCAUCGUCUGCUCUACUAAGCAGUUGAACUGCGCAUCCAUCGUCGCAGCCAAUUAAAAUACUGACAAGGAGCGACGUUGUCCACAUCCAACGACGCAUGAUCCAAGCCACCGAUCGACGAGAUACGCCCGGAGGAUCUGCGAACGGCGACUUGGGACAUGACGAUGACACAUACACACAAACACGAACAUAAACACACACACAAAUAUACACGAUGGAGAAAAGUUGUCUGCGAAGUUAUAAUACAAAAACCGACCGGGGGGCAUGUCCCUGUACCGCGUACAAUUAUUGCGUUAUUCAGGCAAACGAACGGGAUUUCGUUUUCACAUACAUAUCUCGAGCCGAGUUUCUACACUCGGUCGUAAUUUUUCUUUCGAGUCGAAUCAGAUUACCAGAUAUAUAUAUAUAUAUAUAUAUAUAUAUAUAUCAGGUAAACAGGCAGUUAAUUCUACAUAUACAGAGAAAGGAGGCUUAGUGUAAUAGACAUACAUAGUACCUCGUCGGGUCAUAAAGUCGUGGGAUUCCCAAAAGCCCGAAAAUCGAGUCCAUAACUCGACGAGGAAUAUUUUCAAAAACUCGAGAUGUAAGCGCAGUUGUAUUACCGUUAGAUGUGUGGGUAACGCAAAAUAAAGUCACUUUCUUUACGUUGCGAGGACUAAGCGAAGCGACGCUCUAUUCUUCGAUGAUAUGCUGUAUCAUUAUGUAUCAUACGCGUAAUAUGCAUCUAUACUUGACAUAAGUAUUCCAAUUUUACUGUGUAUUAUACCUAUAAACUAAGAUUUUUUUAUCUUUCUUGUACACAUCAACUAGUCUUUUCAGAAAAAGGCGCGAAUUGUCGAGCAUAAACAAGCAAGCUGACUUUCGGAAUGAGUAAUAUAUUCAAAAUGAAAUAGCCUUGUGUAUUUUUCAAUUCAUUUCGAUCGCUUCGCUUCGUACGUUCGAUGUGCAUAUACACAAUAGACUUCUGUAUAAGCGUUUUACAAAUGACCGAUCCUCACGUCUGUUAUAGCCGGUGUAUUGAUGGAAAGCUGUGUGAGAAAGAUAAUGCGCGGGUUUCGUUCAAUGUUGAUCUCAGAAGACAUAAUUUUGUGUACGAUAUGUUAUUAUACCAUGAUUGUCUCACUUUGAUUUACGAUAAAUUUACCGAGUUUUGCAUGAAAGUCAAGGGUGUGUGAAAAUUUCCUGUUGCUAGAUUUUUUAUUACGAUUAUUUCGAGGCUCGUUUCAUGGAUUCGGUAUGUGCGACAUAUACACAUUCACACACGGCGCGAGAGAAUCUGUAUUUUAUAUAUAUAUAUAUAUAUAAAAAAACAAAAAGAAAUAAAAACUGAAAAUCAAGACGUCUCGAGAAGCACAUUUCAAUCUCAAUUCCGCACCUCAAAAUGUCUAUUCGAUUAGCUCCAGUUCCAGUAACAGACGAUCUUUUUGCAAACCCUUUUAACAAAAAGGUCCUCCAUUAAUUACAGUCCUAUAAUGGCAACCUCUCUGACAUACAAGCGAGAUCAAAAGUGAAAUGGUUAUUAAAAAAAAAAUAACUCGAAUUAACGUCCGUCGAGGCGGUCAACACGACCGUUCGACAAAAUAAUUAUGAAUCAUGCACAUAUUAUGGUAGCUUCGCGAAAGCUUUUUUCAUCGUGGAACGCGUUGACGACAGGCUCUAUACAUAUAACGACGAUCACACUGAUAACACAUACGCAGACGAGACGAACAUUAUAGUUAAUGCCGUAUAAGAAAAUAAGAUAUACGUGUGUCUGUAAGUAUAUCGUGUAAGCAUUUAUCCAAUAACCCCUCCACCGAAAGACUUUCUAUAGACGUGAUUGUAUUUUUCUCCGGCUAUAUAUACAUAUUUUGUGUAUUACAACGGCGGCACGAUGCGGUGAUGACGACGAUGGUGAUUAUAUUAUAUAUUGUAUUUUCACGCUGCUCGACCGAAGAAUUGAUCUUUUUGCCGUCUCCUUCGAUUCUAUAUAAUACGUAUAUAUUAUAUAUUGUGUAAUGCAGUGAAAUCCCUAAUGGAAAAAUUGUCGGAGAUUAUUAUAUAACAAAAUCUAUCAGCACGACUCUAGGUUCGGACACAUAAAAUUUAAAAAAUGCAUUAAUUUCGCAAGUAUAUCCAUUGGUGCAGGUUAUAUUAACGCUUUAUAAGUCUACGUAAUAAGUCGAUGUUUUUAUAACUCGGUAUAUUAAUACACAUGUGUCUAUAUAUAAUCUGUAUUGACGUGAGUAUAUAAAUGAGUGAUGAAUUUAAUAGUUUUUAUAUAUCUAUAAUUUUAUAUCAUAAUACAGACGCAAAUUCUAAAGGCCAUCGAGAAAAAGUCUAUAUCUAUUUCGUUAACUUUUCAUUGUCAACUACUUAUUAUCUUUGCCAAAUAAAAUUUUUCCAUUAGCGGACAAUCGCAUUAUCUUUUUAUUUCCGCCAAAGUCGUAAAUGAUUCUUAAAUUCAAGUAUAUUAUCUCGCAAACGCGAUCCAAGUUCGAAUAAUUACACAUGUCAACAAUCGCGUUAUGCACGCGCGACAAACUGAUGAAACACACGGUCAAAUAAGUAUAAUCUAUAUAUUUUAAAUAGUCAUAAAAAAUAAUCUCUUGAAGACACGCAUUUACGUUUGAGAGAAUUUGAAGACAGAUGAAGAAAAAAAUCAAAAAAUACGUGAAAUUGGGGUAGACAAAAAUUUAAGGAUAUAAUAUCAAAACUCGUGCGACUGAUCUAGAGUGGGAUUUAUUUAUGUACUUAUGUGUAUACUCGUAUACUGCGCGAACUCACAUCCUCCUCUCAGAGAUGAGAGGUCGACUGAAUAUGUAAGGGAUCCUUUAUCCGAAAAGCAGAAUAGAUUUUUAUCAAAAUAUUAAAAAAAAAUAAUGAUGAUAAAAAUAAUACAAACUCGAUGGUGCUUAUAUUCUCAGACUGUGGAAUAGAAAGGGGUGAUGAGAGAAAAGAGAGAACCAAAGCUUUUAACUGUAAGGAUAAGAGAGGAUAAAUAAACAAUUGUAUUCUACGCAUGCA
Nasonia vitripennis (jewel wasp) is the source of this 4299-nucleotide messenger RNA. RefSeq names its product prohormone-2. The record is from RefSeq and is a predicted model, not a curated record. The transcript is spliced from 8 exons. Bases 195 to 1316 code for a protein of 373 amino acids. Lineage: Eukaryota; Metazoa; Arthropoda; Insecta; Hymenoptera; Pteromalidae.